This is a messenger RNA of Lingula anatina, 348 nucleotides long. Its product is annotated as calcium-transporting ATPase sarcoplasmic/endoplasmic reticulum type. Lineage: Eukaryota; Metazoa; Brachiopoda; Lingulata; Lingulida; Lingulidae. Gene Ontology annotation, cellular component: membrane. Gene Ontology annotation, molecular function: P-type calcium transporter activity; ATP binding; ATP hydrolysis activity. The record is from RefSeq and is a predicted model, not a curated record. Gene Ontology annotation, biological process: calcium ion transport.
AUGGAAAGUUGUAAACUGAUAGGUGUUGGUGAUAAGGUUCCAGCAGAUAUUCGUAUUAUCAGGAUCCAUUCCACAACCAUAAGAGUAGAUCAGUCUAUCCUUACUGGUGAAAGUGUGAGCAUCAUAAAGCACACUGAACCCAUCCCAGAUGAAAGAGCUGUCAAUCAGGACAAGAAGAACAUUCUCUUCUCUGGCACCAAUAUUGCCUCUGGAAAGUGCAGAGGUAUUGUCUUUGGAACCGGAUUAACUACUGAAAUUGGUAAAAUCAGAAAUGAAAUGAUGGACACAGAAACAGAGAAGACACCACUGCAGCAGAAGUUGGAUGAAUUUGGAGAACAGUUGUCAAAG